Messenger RNA from Xyrichtys novacula (pearly razorfish), 14113 nucleotides. Lineage: Eukaryota; Metazoa; Chordata; Actinopteri; Labriformes; Labridae. The record is from the annotation of a GenBank genome assembly.
UGGCAGACGCACUGUGCGGAAGAGAGCCGAGCAGAGCUGAUGCAGUCUGCGCUGCUUUCACUACCCGGUGUGCAGGCUGGACUGCGCUGCUGCACAGCACACCAGAAACAGAAACCACACUCAAGUGACAAACUGCCGAACCGUGCAAUGGCAAAGAAGUGGUGUUCACGGGCGUAAACCUGUGCUCUCUUCACUGAAGGAUUAUUUGCGCCUGUUUUCUUCCUCCUGGAGGAGUAAUAUCGCAGCCAUGGUGUGCUGUCAGACUCCCAGAAGUUUACGCAGUGGCGACCUGAACUGCGCUCCUCUGCUGGCUGCUGCGCUGCUCAGUCUGCUGCUCGCAGGGAUGCAACAAACCACAGCCUUUCCCUCCUGGAGGUUAGAGGUAUGCUGUAAGCCCUUUAUGACUGGACCACUUAGAGAUGUCAGUGCUAUUCUGCAAAAUCUCUUUUUUUUUUUUUUUUUUUGCCUGGUUUGUCUGUUACAUUAUACAAACGUGAAAACAAACUCCAUUCAAAAUUCUGCGGUUUCAGAUUUGCCCUGCGCUACACUGAAGCUGAAUGAUAGAGCCUGAAUUUAUUCCCAUGUUUUAACCAUUUUUAGAAGCCACUUUACAAUUCGGCAUGCACAGUUGUAUCAUAUCAGCUGCACUGAUUUCAAAAUACAACUAACCUUCAUUUUAGUAGUGAGGUGUAUUGGGCAGCAAUGUGUGUCAGGGCAAGUGCUUAAGUUGUUAUUUGCUGGGUCCUUUAUACCCCGAUUGUACAACCAGACAAUAAAUACAAAGAUGGUGCCUGACCUUAAGUAUCCACUGUGCACAAAGUUUACCCCUUCAGAUAAAAGAGUGACAAGCAAUGUUUUUCAAAUUAGCUGAAAACAUCAUUCAUACAGCUGUCUUUCACUGUUGUAGUGCAGUUUGGAUCAUUUAUAACGCCUCUUUAAACGUUAUCUGCAUAUCAUCACUGUGUUAAAGGUACCCAUGGCAUACUCGUCAGACUAAAUUAAUGUCUCUUGUGGAGGAGUUAAAAUAAUCAGAUUAGAGCAUGCAGUGAAUCCCUGUACUGUAAUAACUGCUGUGAAUUGGAUAAAUGUGUUCCUCUAUCACUGCCACCCACCCACUGAGAGACAGAGCCUGAGGGAUGACUUUAUGUCAUUUCCUUUGCCACAGACUCUCAUAAAGUGUCAAUCUUGAGUGUGGGGGUUACAUAAGUGCCUUAGAUAAGCUUCUUAGGCAAUACAGCAGUAAAAGAAACAUAAGAGUGUUUAAUUUGUCAGUUGAUGAAUAAAGUUCGGCUAAAAUCCAGUUGAAUAACAUUAUUAAUGUUUUCUUAAUGUGUACUGAAAAUAACAGACAAUCUGCAUGAAACAAAAUUUACAUAUCUGUUGAUAGUAUUCUCAUCAAUAAAAUGCACACAAAGCACCUUUUGAAUGCUUUCCCACUGGAUAAAAUCUAAACUAAGGGCCCUCUAAAUGCUCUGCCAGUGUAGAAAACUUAAUCAAAGCACCUUCUGGAUGCUCACCCUGUAGUGAAAAAGUAAACAAAGAGCUUUCUGUAUGCCUCUCCAGUGUAGAAAGCAUAAUCAGAGCUCCCUCUGUAUGCAAUUCCAGUAGAUCAAAUGUAAACAAAGUGCUCUCAGAGUGUUGUUCUGGUGUAUUAAAGUAAAUAAAGCACCCUCUAGAUGCUCCUUCAGUGUCUAAAGUGUAAACAAUGCUCUCUCUGGAUGUCUUUUCAUUGGAUUAAAUGUUUUUUAUAAAGUGCCUGCUGGAUGCUUAGUGUAUAAAUGGUAAAUAAAGUGGCCGUCGUGUGAUUUGACCUGGUCAUAUCCUUUGGUUGCUAAUCGAGGCCUGUGACUAAGUUUAAUUCUGUACAAAGUGUUUUCCUUUCGAACUGUUUAAUACAUAAACAGAGGUUUAUGGUUUUAUUAUGUGUCUGUCUUUGUGUCUUUACACUAUUCAAUUUCAGAGUAACCGUGUGAAGGACAACAUUGCAUCUUUAUAGACUCAUAGAACAUGAGCUUCCUUUGGGAUUUGCAUUUAGUGUUGUUUAUUAUGCUUUUUCUUUUUUUGCUUAAUUAAAGCUCCUGUGGAAAACUUUCAGUUUGCAUCUUUUGGCGCCCCCUGUGAACAAAGCGCUCUUUGCUUAUUUUAUCCUCUGCAAACUUAAACACUAUUUUCUGUGUUUGAAUCAAAACAUGUUGACUUUUGACAUUCAAAUUUAUCAUUAAGUGUGAAUAUUUUAAUGUGGGUAUUGUAAAACAUAGGGCUGUCUUGUCACCUGCUCGGCUGACACCUUCCCCUCCACAGUUUAGGGCAUUGAAAAUAAGGACAUAAGGGUCAUGGAUCAUGUCACUGAUAGUCUUGUUUGCUCUUUGGUAUCAUUAAAAGGCACAAAUGAGAAUUUUAGUCUGUCAAAAAAAUCUUUGUGGAAGCCACUCUAGACCCACCUUUUAUAACCAGGUCUGUGCAACUACGUAAUGAUAACAGAGACAGAGGAUCUCACAAAAUCGGCCAAAAUGCUACUACAUCUUCAUUUAUUAUGUCUUAUGUGUACGUGUGCCUCAUGCCAUACUGCUGGUACCUAUUCAGAUUGCGUCACCCCUGCUCCCUCACACAGUUGUAGCUUUGAAAUGUAUUUUCAGAGUGAUUUACCUCAUGCCUGUACUGUUUUAUGAGAAGAGGUGCUUGUUUGGUUAACGUUCAUUUGACAGUUUGUGUUUUGCGGUAGAUACAUUAAAAGGUCUUUGUUGAAUGGGCCUUCAGUAUUAUGAAAGCAGGGAUUAAGAUCAUGAUCCCAGUUUUAGCAGUGUCUGGCACUUAAAGAUUCUUCCAAACUCUUCUGAGGAUCCACUGGGAUUUAUGCUUGGAUGUUUUGGCUUCAAGGUUUAGUCUAGCAGGCUUGUUUCGGCCCUCAUGGUUUAAGGGUUGACUUUAGUUGUGCCAAAGUGAGAUUAGAUUUGCAGUGAUUAUAACAACACAAGAUACAAAAAGAUCUGCACUGGCCUUAGUACAUUAAACACCCCAUAAAUCUCUGAACACAAGGCUUAGCUUUGUCAACUGAGGUCAUCUGAGGUCUGUUGUAUAAAACAGCCAUCAGUACAUAUAAUGCAAAGCAGCAUCUUUGUGUAAAACAUCGGAGAAAGAGGGGUCAUCAAGUUCUGCAGCGGUGUGGACACUGUCAGACCGCCCGCCUGCCUCUGUGUGACUAUUUUGGUGAGGAAAUGAAGGAAGUACAGGAUCUAUUUGUUUUGACUGGGCGAAGCAGGAACAGGAACCAGAGGAUUGGGUGUAGAAUACAGAAAAGAGGGAACAGCUUUGAUAUUCGCUCCCCGCCUUCAGUGUUUUUCCCCCGUGAGAAAUCCAGAAGGAUGGAUCACAUUUGAACAGUUUAACUUGAGUCUGAUUUUCCUUGUUAAAGCUUUAUUUUAAUCCAUUUUUGUGUGUUCUGAAGUAGGAAAAUAAUCAAAGAUACAAGACUAAAUUGAUAUUCAAGAAAGUCAGCAAGUUGGUUAGUACACCAUGAAUAGAUUUCUCGGUUUCCUCUGUUUUUCAUCAUCCCACAACCACUUGUUUUGAAGAACUCUUGCUGCCAUUAAAGUGCAGUUUGUAGAGUUUGACAGAAUUUGGCAGACUCUCUUUUUAAUAGACUUGGUGGAAAUGGAAUAUAAUAUUUGUAUAACUUCAUAGGAGUGGGUUGCCCUCCAAGUUGGCACCGUCUUGCACCACCAUGUUUCUACAGUUGCACGGGAUGGACAAACUAGUAACAUACUGUAAAACUUCAAUAAGUCACCUGCUCCAAUAAAGGCGGGGUAAGUUUGCAGCUAAACAUUUUAUGUAAAAGAGGGGUGAGCAAGGGAGCAUUUCAAUCAAGAGUCCAGAUAACAGUAAAUAUUCUUAUUUCUACACACUGUGCCUUUAAUUGUCAUGACAAAGAUUUUCACCCCUAUGUUUCUAUAACUGUUUGAGAUACAUUUUUCAGGCAGCAGCCUCUAAAAUCUAGUUUUACCCUCUUCUGCCAACACCUGUAUCAACAGGUAGAAACUGCAGGUAUGUGGCUUGGCCUAAGCCUCAUGUCUGUUUACAAAUCCUGCAUAAAAAUUCAGAAUCUGAACGCCAGGGAGCUGACUUAAGUAUCCAAAGUGCUCUUGUUUAAGUUUCAGCUCCAGUUGGCAGAAAAGCAGCCCGUAUUGAGUAAGAAGAACAUGAGCCAUUUUGAUAAAAUCCCUGAGCACAUUGGCGGUCAUCUAAUGACUAUCGUACUUUAUAUCUUUAAACGAUUAUCUGCAUGAAAGUGCAGCUAAAAUUAUGCUUUUGGACAAAUUUCUGAACACCAACUCCCUCAUUGCGUCUCAUGUUGCCAGUUAGACUGUAAAAUAGGUAACACACAUAAAAGGAAGUCUUGGCUAGAAGUCAUUCACCGCUAACUGCUGGCUACACUGGAGGGCCUGAAAAGUUGCACAUCACUCCCAGAGGCUGUAACAUAAUCAGACGGUAGCGGCCCGGUUCUGACACUGAUACUUUUUCAAACAUCCAAACAAGGUUUAAACUGUUUGUCUUUAUCUGGACAUCCAGUGAGUUUCUCUCUCUCUUUGGAGUUGCUCUUACUCUUGAAGUUUUACUGUCUGAAGUCAUCAUACUUUCCUUUGAUUGUGGGGCCAGAUUAAAGAUUUACUAACACCUCAGCAGAGACCACAGAAACGGUAAUCCAUAUCUGCUUACUCACUCUAGUGGACCAACCACUGCUUGGUAAUUGACACCAGUUGUGAUUUUUCCCAGAAAUUAUAGUAGAGGCUCAGGUCAUAUUUUAACCAUCAUCACGCAACCAGUUGAGUCACUAUUUUGUUCACAAAUUUAACAAAAAUAGCUUCUUAAAAUGCUUUUUCACUAAAAAACCCUAACUAGUUAUGACUUUAAAGCUCUGUUAUGCUUUGAAAACGGCUUUGAUAGUUCCUUUUAAGGCUUUUUGCCUUUAUUUUGAUAGGGAGCUUGAGGGGAGAGGGGGAAUAGUAUGCGCCUACUACCAGGGCGAUGAAGACUGCAUUCUCUGUACAUGGGGCACCUACUCUACCAAGUGAGCUUCACUAUUGCCCCCUGGUAGACUGCUUGAACUUUUUCCAGAUUGGAGACUCCUUAGUAUAAUAUUUGACAUCCUUCACACCACCUAAAGGAAAGGAUACUUUUUGAAGAGACCAGUAUAUAAGUGAUGCAGAAAGUUUUAACGUAUUUCUCUGUUAGUAUGACUGUGAGGUCAUAAAAGCGCAGAGAAGGGGGUUUAUUACCUAAACCAACCCCCAUAAAAAGUUAACUGGUGCAAUCACUGUAAUGGAAUAGCUCAUGGGGAAAUAUUGCAGCCAAGUCAAACCACAACUUAACCUCAAUCAUAUAAUAUUUGUGAAAGCACUUGAAUGCAAAGCACAUAUACACAGCUUUUUAAAGCUACCGUAAGGAGUUUUAGGGCUGGUCAUGAAACAGUCGAAGAUUUAUACUGAUCCUUCUUUAUGACCCAGAAAAGCAAAAUAUAGUAUUUGUGACAGGAUUGAUUUUUGUCCAAAUUGUAAAACAGCUGCUGGGUGGGUGUCAGACAAAGUGAGUUACUGCCUUAGACUUAAUAUAGAAUGGACACCGUCCGCCUCCUCGCUGGAUAAACCACCAGAAGAACAGCAUCCUCUGGUGACGGGCUGCUGUAUAGGUCAUAAAUCCCGCCUCCUCCAGCAAUCCCUAUGGAGCUGUGGACAAACUUUAGAAAUUUAUGACACAGAAUCUAAAUUUUUCUCCCCCCUGCUUGUGAUGUUGACAUGUAGUUACUGUAAGACUGGUUUGUGCUCAAGUCCUUUUUUUUCUGUGCAGCUCCAUUUUUAAAAGUUAUUAGGGGGUUCAUAUUUUCUAUGAUUGACGCUUGAUACAGCCUACGGGCGUACAAAGAUUGUAUAGCUCAUCCGGGGGAUACACUGUUUGAGCCAAGCAUCAUCACAGUGACUUUCGGCGACUCUCCCGCCAAAUGCGUACAACGCUACUGCACAAGUGGUGGUUCCGAAAGUGGAGAAAAUCCUGGAAAUACAGAGAGCAAUUCGGCUUCAAAUUCUUAUAAUGACAGAAGGCGGAGCUAAAUUGUCCAUAGUAUAUACAGUCUGUGGUUACAGCACACUGUCUGAACAGCUUUUAUUUACAUGCUCUAAAUGGUGAAUGAUCAAAUAGUAAUAGUCUAAAAUAGUCAAAAAUAGUGAUACAUUGAAUUUUGAAAGUAAGAGGAGCAUGGCUGACAAAUGUAUGGGGCAAAUUCAUCAAAGAAAUAAGAUGUAUUGUUACAUCCACAGUGAGGCGCCAAAAUCAGCACAAACCAAAAUUUACAUACAGAAGCUUUAAAAAUAUUAAAAUAUACGUGAACUACAGAUAGGCAAGUUUAAUGGUGGGUGGAUUAAUCAGGUGGGUUAAUAGCAUUUUUACUUAAUUGGCAUCAUACCUUCAUCAUCUUUUCCAUGUGAAAUGAUCGACAUGAGCUCUUAAAAAACUGAUACUGGUCCACUACAAGAAUGGACAUUUGGAAUUGAUGUUGCCCAUCUGCAAAUCAUCAUAGGACAAACCUACUGCUAAAGAUCACAAUAUAGGCCUGUGACUGGUUAGCCCUCAUGACGCUUAGAUGUAAUGCCCUUGCAUGAAUAUCUAAUACAAAGGGUCCAGAUCCACUGAAAGAAAAGUAGUGGAUUACAGUGUUGUCAAGGUUGUUUUAUACAUAGAUGUAUCGAUUAAGUUAUUCCUCACAGAUAAGUUUGCUCUGUGAUUGUUCCAUGAGUAAAAAAAUACAAGAUUCAUCAGGGUUCUGUCCCCAUGGUAAAGUCAGUCGGGUGUGAUUAAUCAAAGGUUUUUCUUUGUCCAAGGAAGAAGCUUACACCACAGUGCUGCUCAUCGGGAUCCGCAAAGAAGCCCGCUCACAAGUCCUUCACCUGUCCAGGAACAAACGCUACACCCUCACUCCAGAGCAGCUCAAAUGGGACAAGUUCAAGCUAACAUACAAGUACUUAUUUUCAUCACUCACCUCUGUGCUAUCUCACUGUUUUGCAGUUUUAGAAAAGGCAAAAAUGAUAUGAAAAGAAGUAAGUUAGCGGGAUACUUUUUCUUUGUUUAUAAUAUUUUGUACUCAUAGAUGAUACUGAAGCAGUGUUAGUAAAAAAAGAUGUUUCUUUGCUUUUGAAGUAUUAUUUGAGACAAAGAGACUCUAAAGCCAGGGCUUUGCUCAGUAAGAGAUGAACAAACUGUAAUGUUGAAACAUUUAUGUGUGCCAAUGUUUAGUUGCCCUUAAAGGACUGAAGGGUUAAACUGUACACAUAUUUACAUUAUUGAGACAUGAAGUGGGAGACCAGGGCUAAAACCAUGACAUCCCGGCUGUUACAGGUACAUCUGGUCACCGUAUGUGAACUAACUGAUAGUGAUAAGAGUUUUCAAAGUUUUGUCAUUGUUGCAUUACAGCUGGCAGUUCAUUCAACUACGAUUCAAUGUAUUACCUCAUCAUUGCCUGGAACAAAGAAAAAUAAGGAUUAAAAAGUCUCCAAGUUCUUUUUAUUGUUUUAUUGUGCCAAAAAUAUCAACUUGUGCACACAAAAUAGUCGCCUUGUUCCCACAAGUGAUUACAUUAUGGGUGCAGGACAUUAACUUGAGAGGACAAGUUAACCAUUGUGUCAGCACAGUGUAAUAAUCGUGCUGGAACAAGUUAUUAUCCUGUGCAUGCAGGAAAUUAUCUCAUGUGCACAGUGAAAAAAUCUUGUUUGAUCAAAUUAAUUAUUCGUAACUAUUAUUUUUUACACAUAUCAUUUUAUUUGCACACCAGAUAGUAUUUUGUUCCUGUGAGAUGAUUAUCUUGUCUUGUAGGAACAAGUGUAGUGUCUUAUGCCUACAAGUAAAUAUUUAACACACAAGUUAAUAAUUUGUUCCUGUUAAAGAAGUAUCUUGUCUUUUGAGUUUUUUUCUUGUGAGGUGGAGUUUAGUAUCCUGUUCUAAUGAGUUAAUAUCUCAGUGGCACAAGAUAGUGUUUUAUUUCUGAAAGAAUAAUCUUGGUUGUACAAUCAUGUGCACACCAGUUAACUAUUUUGUGCACAAAAGAUAAUAUUCAUAACUUUGUCUAACUUUAGGGCCUCCGCAUUACUCUAUCUACUUAAUUUAACAAUAGCGCACUUAAGCAAGAGUCACAGUUCACAACAAGAGGUGAUGGUGUUCACGGGAAAUGAAGCCUUCAUCCUAGAAUUAUGCUGCUAAUUUUGUUCAAAAGGGUCACCAGAAUCAAUACAUGAGAAAAAAUCUUUGCAAUACUCUCAAAAUUUGACCAACCUCUUAUAGAAAGUCAAUCUUCAAAAAUAAGAUGAGUGGAUCAAACUGAAAAGGGUCAAACGCCGGGUUUUGGUGAUCAAACAAACUUUAAUGGAGACAGUCCUAAAUCAGUUAAAAUACAGUUUAUCGUCUAGUAUAAUAAAAGUUGAUAUAACCAAUUAAUCAAUGACUAGUUUCAGUUAAAAGUAUCCGUAUCAGUUCAGCCAAGAUAUAAAAGUAUAUCAGGUCUCAGUAAUGGAGCUGUACUUGGAGUGCUUGUGGGAUUUCUGGUCUGUCUGAACAGUAGCCAUUGUGUUUUGGCAGAUCUCUCUGCUGUAGAGGAAUGUGUGUAGAGACCAGUUUAAACUACAUAAUGCUGUUGUCUCUGAGCAGGUUGCUCUCCUACCCUACAAACUUGAUAAAUGCCAGCGACACACGUAGAGGCAUCGCCAAGGCGUUUGGCAUGUGGAGCGACGUCUCGCCGUUCAGCUUCAGAGAGGUGCCAGCUGACCAAGAAGCAGACAUUAAGAUCGGUGGGUACUCUGCAUGUGGCUGCAUCAAUCCCCGACAGAUGUUGCUUGGCUCUGAGCUCCAGACUUUGGAGCUCGCUUUGUCGUUACUGUUUUUCUCUCCGUGCUGUCAUCGCUGAAACUUCAGUAUUCUCCAAACCCACUAAAUCACACUACCGCGACUAUAUUACCAAGCUUAUAUUCUGCAUGAUUCAUAAUUUCUAACUAAAAAAAUAAAUGUUUAACAACUUCCAUACAUGUCAGCCCAUGCUGAAGCAGACUAAAUUAUGCUUUAUCUGUCCCUUUGGGUGCAAACUCCUGGGUCCUGCAUAAAUUCUCAGUGACAGUUCGAGGAACAGUUGUUAUCCUGCAGAGUGAAAGCUGAGGCUGAGGGCCUGUCUUUUAUAAUUCAUCAUUCCUCCUGCUGUUGUCUUCACAGAGCAGGAAUAAUGGAGUGAGGGUUCCCCUGCUCGGCUCUUAGGUACAUCUGUCUCUCUCUGUCUUGGCAGGCUUCUACCCCGUCAACCACACAGACUGUCUGCAGUCCUACUUGCACCAUUGUUUCGACGGCAUCACAGGAGAGUUGGCUCACGCAUUCUUCCCGCCAACUGGCGAGAUCCACUUUGACGACCAUGAAUACUGGAUUCUGGGAAACAUGCGCUUUAGCUGGAAGAAAGGCAUGUGUCUUUAUCAUGUUUCUGGAAAUUGCUCAUUUUUAACCCUCAAAUGAUGGAUGCAGCAGACUCCGAACCAAACAGCUCCUGAGGUGCGCUGCAACUGAAAAUAAUCAACUGUGUCUGUUUUUCAGGGGUUUGGUUGACGGAUCUUGUCCAUGUGGCAACUCAUGAAAUAGGCCAUGUCCUGGGACUCAUGCACUCCAUGAAUCCAAAAGCAAUAAUGCACCUGAAUGCAACUUUAACAGGGCGCAAGCUUAUCACACAGGAUGAUGUGUGGGGCAUGCAUCGUCUCUACGGUAUGCUCCCAGGCCUGCUGUUUCUUACUUUGCUACAAAAACAAAAAUGAAAAGCUCUUCUCUGGUUUUGACAAUUGGAAAUACAUCUGGGAUGUUGUCAGCCAGCCAGGACACAGAAGCCAAAAGUCAUAAACAAAUCAGUGAACUUCAUUUGUCUUGACAGCAAUUUGUCAGUCAUCCAAAAAGCUGAAUGACUGAGACACCUCUGAAAUGGAAAUAAAAAGUCCUCAGGACAGUAAUCCAAGCAAUUUCAAUCUAAGUGGUUGGAUUAGAUCGCCUGAUGAGGCUUGAUAACCUACUUGACAGUCAAUCCCAAACACCAAAACAAGUAGACCAGUCCCAGAACCCCCCAGCUUUUUUGGCCCACAAUGUUUGCAUGAAACCCCAAUGAUCUCAUAGACAGAGAGAAAGGAUGUAGUUUCAGUCAGGUGGGACAGUCAGAAUAAAACCUGGCACCACCUUCCCAAUCAUCCACACAUGUCCAAAUCUAAAAAAGAUGGUUAACUCUGAUUGAUGGUCAGCUGCACUGUGAUCUGGCCAUGUCAGGGCAAGAAAUUCAUGAAAAUCAGAGAGGAGUUACUCUGGCACAUUGGACAUCUUGGCAGUUAGAAACUCUUAGCUACACAGACGUACACCAAGGCUGUCACAAAAUAUAUUUCUGAAAAAACAACAACACUAUCAGUCAGUCAAGGACAGGCAAGACAAGGAUGAAGCAACACACCACUUCAUGACUAACUUAUAAACACAGCUGACUGACUUACAUGUCAACAUGGAGUUAAGUGUCUUGUACAGGGAUGGCUUACAUGAAAUGUUAAAUUAAGAUGAGCCAACUAGCCUACAAGAAAGAAAACAGUUGGAAAACAGACAAAAAUCCAGCCUAAUUUUUUUAACCUGGCUGAACACAGUACCACAGAGUCUGCAGGUCAAAUGGUUUGCUAAGUAUGACUAACCCUUGCAGAGCUAGCACCACCAGCUUUUGGUCCGUACGCCUAUGCUUGUGAAUUUAUGCUAUAUAGAUAAAGCUUAAAGUUUUGAUGUAUCUGCAUCACCAGCCCUAUGACAGAUGUGUACAUAACAUGAAAACUCACCAUCUUCUUUACUUGAGAUUCUGUGUUUAAAUUUCCCACAAACCCCCUUUUUUUCUGUACAAAGUCCAAAAAGUCCCCCGAUCUGGCAAGAGCACGAUUUUGAUCCAGAUAGAGCUUUCAUUUGUCAUCUUCUUUGUCUCUCUUCUGUUUUGUACUGCCCCUACCAUAAGACAGCGUGCUACUCUGUAUUAUAUGUUAAAUUGUGGCACAUCAACAUUUCAGAAAUACCAAUAUCAUCAACACCUGUAUGCUGGGACAGCCCUGAUGUACCCGUGUAACCAGCUUUACAAAAGCAGGGAUAGUUUAUUUGAUCUCAGUGAGUCUGGAUGUAUACCAUUAGUGCUCCUCUUAAAGACAGACCCUAAAAGUCAACGUGGCAUUAAUAAUUAUUGUAUAAACUACUCAUGAGUCAUUAUUAGUGUGUAUAAUGGUGAGUCAUUCUCACUGGAACUAGAAGCACAUCAGGGAUCCAAUUUUUUUUCUUUUGCUGCUGACUGAAAACUGUUGUCUGAUCUCUCCUACUCACCCCAUUUCCCUCCUCUCCUCCUCCAGGAUGUUUGGAUCGGUUAUUUAUCUGUCCAGCCUGGGCUCGGAAAGGCUAUUGCGACAGCAAGCGCAAACUGAUGCAGAAGCACUGCCCCUCCAGCUGUGAUUUCUGUUACGGUAAGACGCAGCAGCAGAAAGCAGCAGCACUCCAAAGGGGGAAAAAAAAUCUUUUCUCUCAAUUGAGCAGCGCAAGAAGCUGCUGUGAACCGUUUGCCAAUGGAGCAACUGGAGCCAAUAGGUCCAGCCAUGCAGAGCUACGAUGGAGGUUUUCAAGGAUCUGAUUUGAAGUGAGAUUGCACUUGCCACUGGAGGAGUUUGUGGUUAGUUCUAGAGAUACUACUAUCCCCUGGGAGGUCAUGUGGAAAGUUCUCAGAAGACACUGACAGAGCAGGUUAGAGUAGAUACCUGUUAAGUGCUGUCUCUGCUUAGAGAAUUGAUAACACAUCAGAGAUCUGACAGACUGACAGAGUCUCUUUAGGUUUAUGGUGGGAUGCUCUGGUGCUGAGUUCUCCUUUUGCACAACAGGAAAUGUCUCCCCUUAACCAUCAAAGACGUCAGAUUGUUGUGGCUCUCUGAGAUUUUUGUCUGCAACAAGGGACAGUGUGGAGAGAAGCAAGAGGAUACGAUUCCUGGCUCGCUGUAAUCUGUUCCUCAUUGUUGAUUGGGAGACGUUGUACGGCUGUGGAAAAUUCCUGAGUGACUCCAAACCGCUGGAAUUUCAGACUGUGGCUUGAGGGUUAGAGACACACAAGGUCAAUUUGGAUUUUUGCGGCAUUAACGAGAGCGACUGUUUUUUAGGCAGACUCUGAGUUGAUCACCAAGCAGCCUGUUGUGUUUGUCAGAUUCCAGAUGAGAGAUAUUACAUCGAUAAGACAGCUGCGGUGCUGCCAGGAUGAAGGGUUGUGAAAGAGUUUCUGACUUGAUAAGGUUCUAAUCAAAAAUGUUGACAGUAAUUCAUGUUUCGACAAAUUCUUUGUGAGGGGAAGUUGUGUCAUCUCCAGAUUAUGAAAUGUUAUGAAAUGAACAGUUAUGGGAUCACCCUUUUUUGUGUGUGUUUCUCUCAGAUAUGUGUCUGAUCAGAUCAAGUGCUUUAAGUGGGUCGAUACGCUCUGGCAUGCAUCAACGCCACUUCUAAAUUUAACCCCUUGGCACAGCAAGAUGUUUGCAGCGUUCUGAGACUUUUUAUCAGCUGCCUGCACCUUCUUCUGUCCUCUCUAAGUUACAGUUGCUCAUAAUAGCUCCGUAACUAAAAAAUCUAUGGCGCACUCUAUGAUACUUGCAUCUUUUUGCAGCUCAUACAUGAUGCUCACUUGUCUGAUGCACCAGAUUAAAGCCGGAUUCAUGCAGGUUUGUGAAGCAUACGUACAAAACUUGAUGUGCGCCUCUUCAAAAUUCAACUCCACUUCAAAACUAAGCAGUUUUUAAGCUCUGCGUCAGUUUUUUGGUGGCAGUCGUUUCCAAUACAGACACCAUUCCCCCACCUCAGCAGCCGUUUGUUCACAGUUGUAGUUAGAUCAUUGUUAGAGUUUCUCAUUUAAGAACCUCAACUGAAUCACCUCCUCUCAAUCUUUUUCAGAGUUUCCCUUCCCCACAGUGGCUCCCACGCCGAUGCCCCCGCGGACUAAACACAAGCUGGUUGUAGAGGGCAAGAAACUCACUUUUCGUUGUGGGAAGAAAAUAGCAUCAAAGAAAGGCAAAGUAUAGUGAGUAUCGCUCUUUCCUGGGCUGUAAAUACAAGCGAGGAUCUUCUUGGUGUCCGGAGAGAAGGUGAUGCAAAAACACCAUAAACUUCUCUGGUUGCAAUUAUUGGUUGUGUAUUAAGAUGUCCUCCUAUUGCACCAGACAAAAUACCCUUUAUGCAGAUGAUAAAGUAGUAUUUCCUACAGAUAUCCAGAAGAGGUAACCUAUGUGUAUUGGCUUCACUUUUUGAGGGGGGUUAUUUUGUCCUUCUUUUCAUGCAUUCAGUUCAUGGCUGCAUAAAGGAGAGUGGCUGUAUGCAAGUCUAUCAUGAAAUGAUGCAAAUUUUCAAGUAUUUUGUACCUUAAGCAAACAUUUUCAUAUUUCAUGGUGAGGGCCUUAAAAUUUAGGCUCUCUUUUACUCUAAUUUGUGUUCAUUUAAUGAACUAUGCUCAUGUUAAGACUAUUCAGGACGUGAGGGGUUUCUACUACAACGAUCUGUUAACUUCUUAUCCAAAUAUCAUCAGCUCUGGCUCCACAAAAACGAAGAUAGUCACUUUUAAAAUGCCGAACUUGGAUGGAGUGACUGCAUCCCAUCUCUGAUAUACACAAAGUCUAUGCUCCUAUCGAGCCACAGUGAUGCAGUCUAAUAUUGUCUUCUCUUUUAGCUGGUACAAAGACGGGGAGCUGCUGGAGUACUCCCACCCAAACUACAUUUCACUGAAAGACGACCACAUCACCAUAGUGGCCAACGCUAUCAACGAAGGCACAUACACCUGCAUCGUGAAGAAAAAAGACAAAGUUCUCACAAACUACUCGUGGAGAGUACGUGUGCGCUUCUGAAGGCCGCCUCAGUGCUCUCCUCACUGAAGAGGACUCAGUCUCACACAUGGUCACAAGACGACCUCAUUCACUAGGGCACAUACUUGUGGGUUUUUAUAGAACUGUCUGUGCAGAUACAAGUGUCUAUCAAUGUUUGUCACUGCGUUUCAAUGUGUAUAUAUAAUAAAUAUUCUGUGACAAGCUGA